AUGUCCAGCUAUCAGGUAACGAUACGAGCCGUUUACGUAGAAGGGAUGCCCCAACUCGACGAGGCGACAGAGGAGGAGCCUUUGGGCGUCCUGCGAACUCCGGCCCCCCUAGCGGCGGGAAACUCCCACAUGGAGGGUCGCCGGUGGGUAAACGGUCCAGUACAGUACUGUACAGGACGCUGGGAGUUCCUGCACCCCGCACCAGCAGGGAUGUUCGUCAUCGGGAAAGGGGUCCAAAGGCUAUCUCUCCCCACUCUCCUUAGUCAGGCCCACGCGCACAGUUCCACUACUACUAUAGUAGUACUACGACUCACUACGACUUACUACGACUACGACUACGACUACGUACAACGAACAACCUUCUACUACUCGUCCCGAACUAUAUUCUACCGCGUAGAAGUACUGCACUACGAAAAGAACCACAGCAAAAACAACCACCACAACCACCACAACCACAGCAAAGACGAAAACGACAACAACAAGAACACAAAAACGGCCACAAUGACGAUCAACUCCUCCUCAACGGCUUCCGAGCACAUUCCCCCGCCUGACGUGCCACUAUCAAAACCGGCCGCUACCGAAGAUAGCUCCCCGCCUCCCAAGGUCCCGGCCGCCCAGGCAUACCUCUAUGGCCUGCAGCCUUCCUGGCCCGUAGCCAAAGACCUCGCCGGGUCGGACUUGCCAUGCCGAGUCGAAGGCGAGCUCUCCGAUCUCGUCGUCUACGGCUCCGUUCCCAAAGAGAUUGACGGGACCUUCUACAGAGUCAUGUGCGAUCCCUUCGUGCCACCCGUCGAGGGCAAUGUGCCCCUCGAUGGGGACGGUACCAUCUCCGCGUUCAGGUUUCACAACGGCACGGUCGAUAUGAAGCUGCGGUACAUCGAGACGGAGCGAUACAAGCUCGAGCGGAACGCCAAAAAGGCUCUCUUUGGCCUCUACCGGAACCCCUUCACCCACCAUCCAUGUGUGCGUGCCGCGGUGGACUCGACGGCCAACACCAACCUUGUUUUUUGGGCCAAUAAAUUGCUAGGGCUGAAGGAGGGCGGUCUCCCGUACGCGUGCGACCCGCACACGCUUGAUACGCUCUCCUACGAUCCUUUCGGAGACCAGGUCAAGAGCAAGACGUUCACGGCCCAUCCCAAAAUCGACCCCUUCAACGAGGAGCUCGUCGUCUUCGGCUACGAAGCGAAGGGGCUCGCGACGACCGACAUCGUCAGCUACACGCUCGACAAGAACGGGGUCAAGACCGAAGAGCUCUGGCUCCACUCGCCGUGGGUCGCGGCCAUCCACGACUGCGUCAUCACGGAGAACUGGCUGGUGCUGGUGCUCUGGCCCUUCGAGACCAACAUGGAGCGCCUGAAGGCCAAGAAGCAGCACUGGGCGUGGAACUACAACCUCCCGGUCACCUUCAUCGUGAUCCCGCGGCGCAAGAGCACGCCGCUCCCACCGGGGUGGCAGCCGGGCGAGACGCGCUAUUACCAGUGGAAGAACUGCAUGGCGAUCCACACGGGCUGCGCGUGGGAGGACGCGGCCACGGGCAAGAUCUACCUCGAGACGUCGCGGGUGCACGACAACGCGUUCCCCUUCUUCCCGCCGGACGACGGGCGCAUGCCGUCGCCGGACUCCAAGGCCGACUACGUGCGCUGGGAGCUGGACCCGAGCGCGGCCACGGGCAGCUCGAUCCCGGACCCGCUCGUCAUCCUCGACUUCCCGUCCGAGUUCCCGCGCAUGGACGAGCGCUUCAUGACGAAGAAGAGCAACAUCUUCUUCAUCGACGCCUUCCUGCCGGACCGCUCCGACAGCGGCAAGAACAUCUACCAGGGCCUCAACUCCCUGGCCAUGCACGACCACCGCACCGGCAGCACGCGCUUCUUCUACGCCGGCGACAGCUCCAACGUGCAGGAGCCCGUCUUCGUGCCGCGCUCCGAGACGGCCGAGGAGGGCGACGGCUGGGUCAUCGCCAUGGUGCAGCGGCCGCUCGAGAGGUGCUGCGACCUGGUCGUCAUCGACACGCGCGAGUUUGAGAAGCCCGUGGCCAUCGUGCGCUGCCCGGUGCCGCUCAAGGUCCAGAUCCACGGGAACUGGGUCGACGGCAAGGACCUGGCCAAGGUCGAGGGCGCCGAGAACUUUGUGCGCCAGUUUGAGGCGGUGAAGAUUAGCGGGCGAGGAUCGCUGGAGCCGCUAUGA
Drepanopeziza brunnea f. sp. 'multigermtubi' MB_m1 is the source of this 2184-nucleotide messenger RNA. RefSeq lists its product as uncharacterized. NCBI's taxonomy places the organism in Eukaryota, Fungi, Ascomycota, Leotiomycetes, Helotiales, Drepanopezizaceae. Gene Ontology annotation, molecular function: carotenoid dioxygenase activity. Gene Ontology annotation, biological process: carotene catabolic process. The record is from RefSeq and is a predicted model, not a curated record.